Daldinia vernicosa is the source of this 643-nucleotide messenger RNA. RefSeq lists its product as uncharacterized. Lineage: Eukaryota; Fungi; Ascomycota; Sordariomycetes; Xylariales; Hypoxylaceae. The transcript is spliced from 2 exons. The record is from RefSeq and is a predicted model, not a curated record. Bases 163 to 636 code for a protein of 157 amino acids.
GGAAGCUGUCUUUAUUGCGUCACAGAGCAAAGAUUCAAUAUAACUCUUCACCUUACAAUACACAACCUAUCUAUUACUAUUUUGCCAUCUUGUAUGAUAUACUUUAGGUAUAUAUAAUAAUAUAAAUAUUAUAACGGCACUGGACAUCAGUUAUUAGUCAAGAUGAACCCUUCAGGACCUGCACAGCCUCCUAAGGAUACAGCAUACAAGACGCAAGGAAACCCCGUUUCUUCGAACCCUUCAGAGCAGCACAGCGCGGAACACCACACACACGGAAAGCCCGUAGACGAGCGCUCACCGUCUGGUCAACAUUUCGGCCUCGGUGAAGCUGUACCUUCAAGUUUAGGGUACGGAAUCCACGGCGCGCCCGCUGGAGAGGAAAAGUAUGGCCGCACUCACGAGCAAGUCGGUCGAAACCAAGAGCUUGAUGGAGAUAAAAUGCGUCCUCCGGGCGAGGGCGACGUAGCUCACGUGGUUGAGCGCAAGCCGGGUGCCAGUGGAUCUCAACCAGAUCUAGCUAGCGACCUUGAUCGCAAAAAGCAAGAGCAGGCUUCUAAGAGAGAGGCGGUUAAAGAAGAGAGGAGGCAGGGUAGGGCCCCUGAUGAUGGGGAUGCUAGGGCUGGUGUUGCGACUUGAAAGUAGA